AUGAAAAGAGAAAACAUUGGUACUUCUAAUAGAAGAAAGUCUUUUAGAAAUAACAGACCGCCAAUAGCCACAUUUCCCAAAAUAUCUGCUAUUCCUAAAAAGCAUGCAUCCUUUGCUGAAACCAAACCCAAACCUUCGUCUCAAAAACCACCACAAAAGAAGCAGAAAACAGCUUCAGAACCACCAUCCUCACCCACUAAACCAACAGAUGUUGAUGCAACAAAAACAUCAGUAGAUGUUAGGCCAACAGUUGUUGAAAAACCAGUGGUUUCAAUAGCUGAUAGCCAAACCACUGCUUCUAUCCAUUUCAACACUCCACCAUCAACACAACUACCACCAACACCCCAAAGAUUCCAUUCACAAUCAUCUUUCUCACCUAAACCACCUUCUCCAUCAAAAACUCCUCCACCUCCCAAAUUUGCCUAUGCACACAAAAGGAAAUUUGUUGUACUAGAUGAUGAUAAGGAGAUUCCAUCACCAAUCCCCUUAUCAUCUGCUCCCGCUCAAAUCAUUCCACCUUCAUCAUCUCCACUUACAAAUCCACUUCAUCAUCUACCCACUGGUUACAUGCCAUCUUUCAUUCCAUUGGCAACUCAAUAUCCUCUAGAACUGCUUACAGUUCAACCUGAAAUGGAAUCAUUUUAUAAGAUAGAGGAUCCAUCUAAAAGAACCUUCUCAUCUCUAUAUAGCUUCAGAAAACCUUAG
Messenger RNA from Helianthus annuus (common sunflower), 705 nucleotides. Its product is annotated as leucine-rich repeat extensin-like protein 5. The transcript has a single exon. NCBI's taxonomy places the organism in Eukaryota, Viridiplantae, Streptophyta, Magnoliopsida, Asterales, Asteraceae. Bases 1 to 705 code for a protein of 234 amino acids. The record is from RefSeq and is a predicted model, not a curated record.